Malus domestica (apple) is the source of this 899-nucleotide messenger RNA. RefSeq lists its product as uncharacterized. Gene Ontology annotation, cellular component: post-mRNA release spliceosomal complex; Prp19 complex; catalytic step 2 spliceosome. Gene Ontology annotation, biological process: generation of catalytic spliceosome for second transesterification step; mRNA 3'-splice site recognition. The record is from RefSeq and is a predicted model, not a curated record. NCBI's taxonomy places the organism in Eukaryota, Viridiplantae, Streptophyta, Magnoliopsida, Rosales, Rosaceae.
CUCGCCUGAAUCAAUCUCUACUGCAAAUCAAUCGCAAUGGCUCGUAACGAAGAGAAAGCGCAGUCGAUGCUCAAUCGGUUCAUUGCCCUCAAGGCCGAAGAGAAGAAGAAGCCAAAAGAGCGACGCCCUUACCUCGCCUCCGAGUGCCGCGACCUCGCCGAGGCCUCCAGAUGGCGGCAGCAAAUCAUGGGGGAGAUCGGCCGGAAAGUCGCCGAGAUCCAGAACGAAGCCCUCGGGGAUCACCGGACCCGCGACCUCAACGACGAGAUCAACAAGCUGAUUCGAGAGAAGGUACAUUGGAAGCGGCGGAUUGUGGAGCUCGGAGGCCCAAAUUAUGCCAAAAACGCCCCUAAGAUGACCGACCUCGACGGUAAUGUUGAGAUUUUCAUUGUGCCGUACAUACAAACUAAAAUGGCUUAAAUGUGAAAAUCAUUCGGCAGCACAACUAAAAAAUUGGUGGAAAAAUGAAUAGGCACAACAUCCACUGAUGAUUACUCAACAGAAAAGAAAGGCACAAAAUCCACUGAUGAUUAUUGAAAAAACUCAAACAACAAAGUCAUCACCCCGAUCCAAACAUAUUCCCGAUCAGGAACCCAGCAUCUACACCCUGCGCCAUGAGAUUCUGCACAACUUGCUGCGGCGGAUCCACAUUCCCACUCAUCUCCCCGAUCAAGAAUCCACCCAGCAACCCAGCUCCCACACCCAGCGCCAUGUUCCCUCAUCCGCCCCUCUUAGGCUUCUGCGCCUGCACAACUUGCACAACUUGCUGCAGCUGCAAAACUUGCACAACUUGCUGCCGCGGCACAACUUGCUGCCGCUGCACAACUUGCUGCCGCUGCACAACUUGCUGCCGCUGCACAACUUGCUGCCUCUGCACAACUUGCUGCCUCUGCACAACU